Messenger RNA from Pseudomyrmex gracilis, 587 nucleotides. RefSeq names its product ubiquitin-fold modifier-conjugating enzyme 1 (gene Ufc1). The coding region runs from base 76 to 582 and encodes 168 amino acids. Gene Ontology annotation, cellular component: cytoplasm. Gene Ontology annotation, molecular function: UFM1 conjugating enzyme activity. The transcript has 4 exons. The record is from RefSeq and is a predicted model, not a curated record. Gene Ontology annotation, biological process: protein K69-linked ufmylation. NCBI's taxonomy places the organism in Eukaryota, Metazoa, Arthropoda, Insecta, Hymenoptera, Formicidae.
GGCUAGUAUUACAUUUAUCGUUCGGCUCAAACACUGGAUCGUCAUAACCUUCAACUUCUUCAAGUACAAUCAAAAAUGGUCGAUGAAUCAACGAGAAAAACCCUAAGUAACAUUCAGUUAUUGCAAACAAGAGCUGGUCCUAGAGAUAAGGAUUUGUGGCUGCAAAGAUUGAAAGAAGAAUAUCAAGCUCUUAUCAAGUAUGUUAAAAAUAAUAAAGAGGCCGACAACGACUGGUUUCGGCUAGAAUCAAAUAGGGAAGGUACCAAAUGGUUUGGAAAAUGCUGGUAUAUUGAAAAGUUCCUAAAAUAUGAAUUUGAUAUAGAAUUUGACAUUCCCAUUACAUAUCCCGCAACAGCACCGGAAAUCGCUUUACCAGAAUUAGAUGGUAAAACAGCAAAGAUGUACAGAGGUGGUAAAAUUUGUCUUACCGACCACUUCAAGCCAUUGUGGGCUCGAAACGUUCCCAGGUUUGGCAUUGCUCACGCAAUGGCUCUUGGUUUGGGACCUUGGUUAGCAGUCGAAAUUCCAGAGCUUAUAGAAAAAGGCAUUGUAGUUCACAAAGAUCAAGACAACAAAUCUUAAUUAUU